GGUGGGGAUGAGUGGGGAUGGUUGCAAGUGCCCCCACGAAGUUCCAACGUCGAAAUUUCGAAAAGCUUUCGGCCCCUUCGCCAGCUUUUCGUCUCAAUUCUCUCAGUUUGACAUUCCCCACUGCAUUCACCCGAACGAACUAGACGAACAUCCCCGUCGAGUCGGAGUCCUGCCUCCACCACUUCCUCCGAACCCCGUCACAAAGACUUCCGAGACAGGUAGGGAUCAGGUACUGUUCAAGUAGAAUCGUCUUGGUGAGGGAAGCCGUCACUAACAGUAAGAUGUUCGCACGCUACGAAGGACAUCCCCUUCAUCACUCUCAGAGAAACCUCACAACUCAACCCCAUACACACACCCAAAAUGUCAUCAAUAUCAGGCAUAAAAGCCAGCGCCGACGGCGACCGGGUCAUCCCGGCCAGCCGGCGGCCCGACGGCUCCGUGCGCAAAGAACGCAAAGUCCGGGAAGGCUACGUCCCGCAAGAGGACGUCAACCGAUACACGAAUGCCAAAGUGGAGGCGACGCGGGUGCCUGCGGGGUAUGUGGCUGGGCUUGGCGUGCCUUCCUCCGCCGCAGCGGGUGCGAAUCCGGGGGCGGAUAGCAGUUUGAGUAAGAGCGCGAGGAAGAAUGCGAAACGGAGGGCGAAGAAGAGUGGCGGGGAGGACGGGGAGGAGAAGGAGGAGCCCUUGCCACCGACGCCUGCCAACCCUGCUGCGAAAUCAGCACCGACACCCAUAUCAACAUCCCAGCCCACUGCCCCCGCCCCCGCCGCGGAUACGGAAAAGCGGAUCAAAAACCUGCGGAAAAAAUUGCGUCAGAUCCAAGAUCUGGAAACGAAAGUCGCUGGAGGAGACCCUGCGGAUUUGAACGCCGAGCAGAAGGAGAAACUGGCGUCGAAGAAGGGUGUACAGGAGGAGAUAGCUGGCCUGGAGAAGCAAUUAGCGAAAAUCACAUUAUAGAUCAGGUUUUAUCAUGUACGUACAUUUAGAAUUCUUUGGAACCCCGACGCUGGGUUCGCGGCGAAUUGUAGUUACAGAAAUGUUUCGGGGUUUGCGUGGGUAUCAGUCCUUUGGAACUUGGAAGUGGCAUCAUAGAGGGUGAGAACCACGCUGAGAAUCAACCAUAUAUUGCUAUCUAGCCGUCAUCUACAUCUGUCUACUCCUGUCUCUUGUUCUCGUCGAGGAGCUCUGGUUAUCCUGGACGGAUUCGGUCAGAAACGCGGCACCUUGUGCUGUGCAUCAACUCUGGAGAAGAACAAGGCCCAUCGGUUCCGUUUUCAUCAGGCGGGAGUGGGGUCGACACACACGGCGUGUAUUCAGCUCCACGACCUAAAACCCGUAUUUCGUAUUCAAGGCUUUGCGCAAACGAGGCCCGCGUUCGAUACUGCCAUCCAAGCCUCCACUGCGUUUACAUGC
Fimicolochytrium jonesii is the source of this 1413-nucleotide messenger RNA. Its product is annotated as partner of Y14 and mago. Gene Ontology annotation, molecular function: RNA binding. Bases 361 to 957 code for a protein of 198 amino acids. NCBI's taxonomy places the organism in Eukaryota, Fungi, Chytridiomycota, Chytridiomycetes, Spizellomycetales, Powellomycetaceae. The record is from RefSeq and is a predicted model, not a curated record. Gene Ontology annotation, biological process: exon-exon junction complex disassembly. The transcript has a single exon. Gene Ontology annotation, cellular component: exon-exon junction complex; cytoplasm.